Messenger RNA from Sclerotinia sclerotiorum 1980 UF-70, 2061 nucleotides. RefSeq lists its product as hypothetical. The record is from RefSeq and is a predicted model, not a curated record. Lineage: Eukaryota; Fungi; Ascomycota; Leotiomycetes; Helotiales; Sclerotiniaceae. Gene Ontology annotation, biological process: transmembrane transport; metal ion transport. Bases 1 to 2061 code for a protein of 686 amino acids. Gene Ontology annotation, molecular function: metal ion transmembrane transporter activity. Gene Ontology annotation, cellular component: membrane. The transcript has 7 exons.
AUGUCGAACAUUAGCACUGAGGAAUUACUGAAGCGACUUGAUGACCAACAUCAAGCUUACCUUGAGACAUUUAGGCUUGUCCAUGAAGCCUUGAAUAAUAAUGUUAUCAGUGCGAGUACUGUCAUUGCAGCAACACCGGGUCCCAGUUCCAUUCGCACUUUUACGAAACGACGAAGAAGAUCUACCAAGGACGAUGGUGACAUACCAGAAAUACGACCAUCAACACUUCACAGCUCUGUCUUGUCAGGAGAUAGUGACGAUAGUGAUGACGAUGACGAAUUAUAUGUUCAGACACCGCUCAACUCAUUUCAAUAUGGUGAGGAACAGUUACGAAAGCAUUUCAGAUCUUACAACUUCACGGAUGCUGGACACACCAUUCUAGAAACUGUGAUUACGAAGAAUGGAAGACUUCUAGACCCUGUUCUGUUCCCGGAUUAUCAUAGAGCCGAUCGAUUUCAUAACUCCCACUAUUCUGUGUUUGAUGUCGGAAAAGACGGAGCUCCUUUAUCGAGAAAAGAUGUAGUCAAACCUGGUACCACUAAGAUUGAUUCCGCUAUAUGGCAAGCGAUUAAGGAUUUGAAUAACGAUCCCGAAUCACUUCGGCCAGCUGUUGGUAGGAUAACAAUCGUUCGAGAGCCAUCUCCUGUCAUAUUCGGCGCCCUGCAUCUCACAUUGAAUAAAACUUUCGACAUGGAUGAAUUAUUCAAUUAUCUAGUCUCUGGCGAAGGUACAUCUGACCAUAUUCCAAUAUCGAGAUGCAAUUCAGUCGUGGCUCUCUCCUUAUCUGGUGAACCAAUCCGAAAAUUGAGAAAUCCCGCUAGGCGUGCUAGGACAGACUAUGGGUAUGUCUAUGAUCCAUGGGCAGCAUGGCAUGUUCUCAACAUACAAUGUUAUCCCGACCAUCGCCAUACUAUGGAUGUUCAUGAUUCAACGAAACAUUAUGUCAAUGGACCAGAAGCAUUCCUUCAUACUCUUCUGUCAGAAUUCAAAGAUGCCGAAAAGAGAUUCGAGGCAAUAUAUAUGAAAAUUAGCAAGCUUGUGUCACCACCAGCCGAUUUUAUGUUUGAUGGUGAACUUAGAGAUAAGUUACUUUUCGAAGAUGAGGAAUUUACCUACUCCCGCCGUUAUUUCUGGGCCUAUCAAACACUUGGUCUAUUAAAGAACGGACUAAAAACCAUAAUGGAUAGCUACGAAGAUACUUUUACCGAAGAUGUUUGGGAAGGAAAACACAAAACACUAUGGCCGAUGUUAGAUCCGGACUCUCACCGGAAUAAAUACUGGCAAAAACGUAUGCAGAAACUAAAGCUAGAUUUCGAUAAGCAGAUGGCUAAUCUCUUCAAACUUUACGAAGAAACGGAUGAGAAGAUGAAGGAGAUUAGAACAUUGAGGGAUCAACUCUUCUCGGGUACAAGUGUUUUGGAAAGUAGGAAAAGUGUGGAGAUGGCCGCAGUGACAAUAUUACAAGGUCACAAUAUUAAACUAUUGACUAUGGUUUCAAUAUUCUUCCUUCCACUUACAUUUGUAACGUCUGUCUAUGGUAUGACAAAUAUGAGCACUGUUCAGAAUUUCACUCCAUUUGGAAUAACGAUGGUAACUGUUUGCGUUCCAUUUUUCUUCUUAGUUGGAGCACUAAACACAACUAGUGGGAUGCAGUUCUGGAGAGUAAGAUGGUAUAGAUUUUUGGGAUGGUUUGGACAACAAGGCAUUCACUCAUCGUCUUCAUCUUCAGCAACAAAGCAAAAUUCAUCACUGAUGGGAGACCCCACUCAACCCAAUCCAGUUAGCAGUGCGAGCGCCGUAACAAUUGCCAAUGAUAAAGACAAACCUCUACCAUAUACAUACUCAAUCACUACAGCACAAUCUCUUGCAGCUCGUAAGGAACUUACUUCAAACCUUGGUCAUGAUUCCCCACCAAAGUCACCGUUUGCGCCGUCAACCACACCUUCUGCCAAGACAGGUCCGAGACCUAGUUUAACGAGAAGUGCGAGUUGGUGGGAUAUGGUUUUAAAAAAGGGAAAGAAAACCAUCAGUGACAAAGGGAAGGACUUCGGUGGGGUCUGA